UCCGCUGCCAUUUUAAUCAGCAGUUUAAUCAGCAGCAACGAGGGUCAAAGGUCUCGCUGGAGGAGGAGCCGUCACAGCCGUGACUCGCGACGGGUCGGGAUGAGGGGGUUUCAAGUACUACAUAUCCCAAGAUUCCUCUGCGGCGCAGCUGAGGAAGCGCUUAAUGCAUGGGUCGCUAUGGCAACAGUGACAUCAGGCUAGCGAAGGCCGCUAGAAGAACUGAAUGGCGGAGGAGGGGGAGCAGAAUAGCUUAGCGGGCGUCGUUUUCCUCCCUUUUCCCCCUCCUUGUUGUCGCGGACUAGAGCUGUCUGUUUUCAGCUCUUUGGUCCAGCAAAAACAUGCGGCUGCUUACAUGAAAACCAGGGGAAGCCGCCUCGGUUUUGACCCCCGCGUGACGCCGCCUCGAGGCCCUCCAGCGACACGCAGCAGAGGCCGGUUGGUCGGGUUUCUUGGCCGCACGUCCUCCUCGUCGUUCAAGCGACGAGGAGGACUGAACCAUUUCUAAAUGUGACCGCGGUUAUUUCAGGCGUCGAGUUGUCGGCGCGAGCCGGUCGACCGCUCGCACGUCUGCAGAGGAACCGUUGGGUGGGAUUGGUCUCGUUUCGUCCACUUCCGGUCUGGUUCGAAAGAGGUUGAAGGGCGACCAGUUUGUUGAAACACACACAAGAUGAUUGUGGAGCAAAUUGGUUCUUCUUCUGAAUUAAAUUAGCGUAUCUCACAAAACUACAAAGGAAAGAAAAUGUUUUCACAUCACAUUAUUCACAUAAAUAUAGACCAGAUGUUGCUACUGAUGGAAACGGCGAAAAAAGACAGGAAGUUGUACAUGGAUGAGAUGGCUGUUUAAAUGUUGCAUCAACUUAUUUGUUUCUAUUUAAUGGAAUGCUGCAUUUGCAGUUUGUUCAUUUUGUUCUGUUGAUAGUGGAAUAUCAACAAAGUUUUGCACAUAUUUGUAAUGGAAAGGCAGUCGAUGGUACUGAAAAUAGCUCAUUCUGACUCUGCACUCAGUAACAGCUUCUUACACAAUGUUAAUUCAAAGGCUCUUCCCAGAUCAAAUUGCUAAUUCCACAUUCGCUGCCUUUUUAGUCCUUGACUGUUUUAUAAAAGAUCUCUGUAGAGGAAGAAAUUACACAUUGGAGUGCCAGCAAAAUGCAAAAUCCCUCACUUAUUUACAUGGAUUAACCCACAAGUUUAUUGGUGAAAACAUUUGUCCCUUACUUUCUCAAUCCAUUCUCAAUCCGCUUUUUCGGGAGGUACGAAUAAUGAAAGGCUUAAAUCACCCCAACAUAGUGAAGCUGUUUGAGGUGAUAGAGACGGACAAGACCCUUUACCUCGUCAUGGAGUACGCCAGUGGAGGUGAAGUGUUUGACUACCUCGUGUCACAUGGGAGGAUGAAGGAGGUCGAAGCCAGAGCCAAAUUCCGACAGAUCGUCUCUGCCGUCCACUACUGCCACACCAAGAACAUCGUCCACAGAGAUUUGAAGGCGGAGAACCUUCUGCUGGACGCCGACGCCAACAUCAAGAUUGCUGAUUUCGGCUUCAGCAACGAGUUCACGCUGGGGAACAAGCUGGACACGUUCUGUGGCUCCCCGCCCUACGCCGCACCUGAGCUUUUCCAGGGAAAGAAGUACGACGGGCCUGAGGUGGAUGUCUGGAGCCUGGGAGUCAUCCUUUACACGCUGGUCAGCGGCUCUCUGCCGUUCGACGGCCAGAAUCUAAAGGAGCUGAGAGAGCGCGUGCUGAGGGGAAAGUAUCGCGUGCCCUUUUACAUGUCAACCGACUGCGAGGGCAUCCUUCGCCGAUUUCUGGUGCUGAACCCCGCCAAGCGCUGCACGCUCGAGCAAGUCAUGAAGGACAAAUGGAUAAACACAGGGUACGAGGGGGACGACCUGAAGCCCCACAUAGAGCCCGUGGAGGACUACAGCGACCCGACUCGCAUAGAGGUGAUGGUUGGGAUGGGCUUCACCCCUGAAGAAAUCAAAGACGCUCUCCUGAAUCAGAAAUACAACGAGGUCACCGCCACCUACCUGCUGCUGGGUCGAAAAGGCGACGAAAGCAGUGAUGCUCGCAGUGCUAGCACACUGUCUCUGGCGAGGGUCCGACCCAGCCCCAUCACCAAUGGGGCGAACAAGCACUCCUCAGCCACUGGCUCCUCUUCAUCCUCCACCUCCUCCUCCCACAGCAAGUCGCAGCGCAGUGCCUCCACUUACCACCGACAACGGCGGCACAGCGACUUCUUCCUCCACAACAAAGGCGGGCCUUCCAUGCCCGUCAUGCACCCCAAGCGGAGCCCGACCAGCACCGGGGACCGGGAGCUGCGGGAAGGCCGGAUGCCUUCGCGUAAAGCCAGCUGCAGCGUAAUGGGGAGCCACAGCCUUCCUCCCUCCAGCCCGAUGGUCAGCAGUGCCAACAACCCCAAUAAGUCUGAGAUCCCAGACCGCCGCAAAGACAUGACUGCCACCACGAAUAACAUCCCGGGAAGCACCAUGACACGCCGGAAUACAUACGUGUGCACAGACCGCUCCGGUGCUGACAGGCACUCUCUUCUGCAGAAUGGCAAAGAAAACAGCUCUCUGAGCCACCGCAUGCCCACAGCGUCCCCCUCCACGCUCAGCAUGGCCGGAGCCGGCGCAGCUUCCUCCUCUUCCUCAUCGGACAGAUGCCGCCUGACACGAGGCUCCACAAUCCGCAGCACCUUCCACGGGGGUCAGCUGAGGGAUCGCGGUCCGCCGGUCUACUCUGCCCCGCCCACAUCGCCCACCCUGUCCCACCACGAUGCCAGCCCGCUGCCCCAUGCACGCACCAGGGCGACCUCCAACCUCUUCACCAAGCUGACCUCCAAACUCACUCGCAGGGUCACAAAUGAAUCUGAGGGAAUCAGGAGAUUUGCGGUCACAAGUUGCCAUCUACCUGGGUAUCAAAAAGCGUCCGAGCCCCGGGCCGUCGGACGUGGCUGGAAUCUGAGAGGCGGUGGGCGGCGGGACCCUGCAGAGGUGGUACUGGCUCUGCGGGAGGCAGCGCUCGGCUGUGGCUGCCAGGUCCACCAUUCCGGCCCGUUUCUGCUCUCCUGCACCCACGGCGUGGCAGGGGGCCGCGUGGCUUUUGAGGCGGAGGUGUGUCAUCUAUCCACGGGCACCUCCGAGACUUCUAACGGGGUACGCUACACGCGACUCUGGGGGGCACCGCUAGCUUUUCGGGACAUCGCUACCCAAAUCUCGAAGGACCUUGAACUUUGAGCCAGAGGGAGUGUUUGCGUCGAGAGUGUGUUUUUGUGCGUUUAUGUGUGUGCACCAAGUGAAUUGUAGUUGGGGCAUGAGGGGGAGGAGCAGAGACGGGGGCAAGGGGCUGGACCCUUUCAGGAAUACCCCCUCUGCACACACACAUAGACUCGCGCACACCUGAGCAGUAAGGUAACGCUGACCGAAGCACCCCAACGUCCACCCAAUCACCGCACCCGGUUCAGCCAGCUUCUUCACUGAGCUACUGCAACCACUGGAUCUGGAUAAGAUGGAAUCUAGUUGAAUAUUUUUUAUUGCUACUCUUAGCCAUAAUGACUCUUUAUUUUGUUAUGCUCUGAUCCUUGUUUUUACCCACUGUCACUCUCAUCUCCACAGAAAGAAACAUCCCUAUGCUAUCAGACUUCACUGACCACCAAGUCCUUUUUUAAGCUCUUUUUAUAUGACAGUCACGCGUACUGUUUCAUUCUGUUUUCCCACUUUUGAUCUCUUUCGGACAGCCGCAUACAUGAUAACAUGUCCAACUCCGUGAUCAAAUGGGCAAAGGCGAAGGGUUGCAUUGCAUUGACUCAUGGGCACAGUCUGGCAAUGACUACGUCAGAUUAAGGUCACUGGGAGUUGAUGUGUCUGUCACGACCAAUCAGAGGCUAAUGAGGAGUAACAGUAGCCAAUCGGUGAGGUAUUCUAAGUCCAAAAAGCCACUGAGAUUUCCAAGUUCAUGAACUUGUGGAGCAAAGCUUUCCAGUUGGCAUUGUUUGGUCUGAGAUUCUCACAUCGUAGUAACUUUUUGUAAUCAUCACUGUAAUACUGCUAAUCCAUAACACGGUCAAAUUACUUUUAUUAAAGAAAAUAAUAAUAAACAUCAAUACUUUCUUCACAACUGGAAAUUAACAAAGGAAAUAAAUUGUCUUUGGUCAUAUUGAUUCCCAUGCAGUUCCCACAAAAACCACAAGCAAAAUACUUUUGUUUUACAGAGCAACAGUAUUAACACAAAAAUGUGUUAGCCCAAUAUAAUUACUUUAAAAAAGUGAGAUAAAUAAGAUCAGAAUUUAAAUUUCAUAUUAGAAUGGUAUAUUACUCUCAUAGCUACAGUGACAUUUAGUCCCCUUCCCUGACAUAUGGAAAGUGUUGGUGUUAAGCCACUGUUGCAAAAUCUGUACUAAACGAAUUCAUGCACUUGAGAAACUGAUAGAAAUUAAAAUAUUCCAGCCACAAGAGUCAUAAAAUAUAAAGGCAAUGUCAAAUAAACCAUCAGAGAGCCAGAAGGCUGUAUUAAAAGAUUGUCAACAUGUAAAAUGGUGUCAAAUCUAAGCCAAAAUAUGAAAGAGCCUCCUUCUACUUAGUGGUACUUCUUAAGUAAACAAUACAUCUAAGUCUAAUGAUCUGUUAGCAGCUCAUUAAUUAGCCGUGGUAGCAAUGUGCCGGGAGGCUUUACAUGUACUGACAGGCAAGGAAACUCUCAAAGCUACAUCUGUUUGCAAACACCGCUACCUUAUUAGAAGCGAUCAUUGAGUGGAAAUAUCUUUCAACACAAGCUUUGUGUUUGUUGACAAGAAUUCCCUUCCUUUAGCCAGCUAGCUAGCAGGAGAAAAGGCUUGGGAAGCACCACUCGGUGCUGUACAAGAAAAUUCCAGUCGCUCCGGGACUCUUUCUGGAAUCCUCCUGUAAUUAUAUGAAACUGUAAUUGUAAAACGUUUGAAGUUAAACAUUAGAGAUGAGGUUUUGUCCCCCUUUUCAACUUUACUCAAUUAAAAUUAUGAUUUGUAGCUUGUUCUUAAACAGAAUUUGUUUGCUUAAACAAAUAUCACAGUGUUUUAUGAAAUUGUGGGAACAGAUGAAUCUAGGUUUAGGGAGUAAUGAAUACAGACAUUAUUCAUUUGCUCAAAAUCCUCAGGUAACAGAACAACAUUUUACCUGUUUGAAUACCGAUAGAAUGACAGAUUCCGACUACAGUUGAGGUUAAUUUCUGUUGUGAUCGCUCUCCAUUAUAAAUAGGUCGAAGAACUCUUGUCAUGCAGGGGCAGAGGACGGUAGAGGCUUAGGUGGUUAGGGUAUUUGAUCAAGCUUCCUCUGUUUGAAAGUCUUCCAGUAACAUCCCACUGGGAGGAGACCCAGAAGGGACUAUGUUUCCCUUCUGACUCGGGAUUCCCCAGAAUGAGCUGAUGAGUGUCUGGUGAGCGGGGUGUCUGGGAUUCCCCUCCAGAUCUGUUACUCCCACAGUCCGAUGUCAGAUACGAGGGAGACAACGUUUGGUUCGCAUUGAUGUUUGGAAUCUUUCAACCAGAACCACAUCACCACCUUUCCCCUUCAAAGCAGUCUUUCAAUGCUCUGCAGAAUAACAAGCAACACUGCAACUCAAGGGUACUAUCAAUGCAAUGCAACUCUUGUAUUGACUCUAUUCUGUGCCAUGUGAUCUCACGUUGCUCAUCAUCUCUCGUUGGUGGGAAACACCAAAACAUGGAUCAGCCAAGCAGCAGCACCUCUCAUUUCACCUCACCUUUACAUGCUAAGGACAUGUACUCUCCCAAACGUGCACCUCUUUACCCCAGUAGCCCCGUAUAAGAACUGCUCAGUCCAUUAUUGGUGACUGCGGAGAUCAGGGGAGAAUUCGGUACCUGGACAGGCACAAUGGAGGCAAUGUAGAUACUGUUUUCUUCUUGUUAGUCCAGUUGCCUUUAAAGUGAACACCCCCCAGCGCCUUCAUACAGUACUUAUUUAAUGUAAAAAAAGAAAAAGAAAAAAAAAACUGAGAAAGCUUUCUAUGCUCCCUCCCUGUUUUUAGUGAACAAUGUACUGUGAUAUUUGCGUAGACUACAGAGGUCAUAUUGUUUGGCUGCUGAUUUACUGUUAAAACUUUCUCUCAGUUGUGGUUUUACUCAUGGUAACCCAAACUAACCAACCCCAUCCCACCUCCACCCCCACAUCUUCACACCCAUCAGGACUUCACCAACUUCCUCGACUUAAGCUCACCGGUCCUUCAUACACACCAGGAACUUUUUUGUACGAGUCCCAGUGAGUGUUUUGACUUCAUCCCCCCUCCACCGCCCCCACAGGGAAACAAUCAGCCGUAUUUCACUCUGUCAUGUCGUGUGGAAUCUUCUCGGUCCUGUUUGGUGUGUGCUGCUUCUGGGAGUCCAACAGGGGACCCGAUGUCCCCCCACCCCUCAGGUUAAGAAGCAUGCACCAACAUGGACGCCAGGAGUCUGUCCUUGUCCUCUUCCUGGACGGUUUUCAUUGUGGUGUAUAUUAGCAUUAGGUAAUAUAGACCUCAAUGCCCUUUGCUUUGACUUGAAUCAGCUCCCUCCAGUGUACCUGUUUAGGUCAUGCCCAGUACUAGUCACUGGAGGGCGCCAAUGUCUUAAAUGUGAAACACUUCAAUUUGUGGAUAUUUGCACAGGUACUUUAUUUAUUUUUUAGAAUAAUAUCAUUAAAAAAAACAGGAUUUAUAUCAGUCAAUUGAUGGCUGUAUAUAAAAUAUAUGAAUAUAGUAUAUAUCUUAGAGCUCAAGGUUUAUUUAUAGUUAGAACAAGGGAAGUAAUUCUAGAUUAAAACUGUUUCUGUCAGUGAUAUGGGGGAGCAAAACCAAUCUGCAAUCCUGCAUGACUUCAGAGUUUGGAUUAUGAUGGGGGAAAAAUGAACUAUGAUGCACAUCUUGGAUUGGAGGCUUUAUGAAACGCAGACACCAUCACUUUGUACAAGCUAAAUUAUUCAAUGAAGCUCCAGCCCGUUCCCCCUUAAAACGUACCCCCUUUUGACAGAAACAAACAGAAGGGCUCCAGUGAGAUACAGUGACUUUCUUCCACCUCGUUGUUUGACGAUAGAGAUUUAACUUGAAUUCACACAAAUCCUGCUGAUGCCAUGACACGGUUAAAAAGCCCAGAGUUGCAAGCAAGCCAUAGAAAAGCUAUACUACUGGUGUGUGAUCUCAAAUGUGUGUGGGAAAAAAAAAACAUUAUACCUUCGAGUCACACAACUCACUAUUAUUGUUUAAGAUGGGGUGACAUUGUCUUGGAAGUGUGAAGAAUUACUGUGAAGACUUUUUAAAGGAGUAUUUUAUUGGUGGGAGUUUCUGAGGAAGAGAGUCCGGUCUGGUUGUUGGGAACUGAACAGUAUUACAAGCCCAGUUGGCUCAGUAUUUUACACCAACUUAAUUUCUAAAAGCAUUUUCAGAAGAGCUGAUGUUAUAUGCAAAACAAACGUAGGAAUAGUCACAGUCUGACUCUGUUCUGCUGUUAAAUUUCUUCCCACAGAAGCAAAAUUGUGAACCGAGACUGGGUGGUUGUGGUAUCUGAAGAGAACGUGGAGCUGAAGUUGAAUAAAAUUCACUGAUGUUGGCA
Molecule: messenger RNA, 7570 nt
Organism: Poeciliopsis prolifica (blackstripe livebearer)
Lineage: Eukaryota; Metazoa; Chordata; Actinopteri; Cyprinodontiformes; Poeciliidae
Gene: mark4a
Product: MAP/microtubule affinity-regulating kinase 4a
Exons: 15
Coding region: 1023-3233 (736 amino acids)
Biological process (GO): protein phosphorylation; intracellular signal transduction; microtubule cytoskeleton organization
Cellular component (GO): cytoplasm
Molecular function (GO): protein serine/threonine kinase activity; tau-protein kinase activity; ATP binding
Source: RefSeq, a predicted model, not a curated record